Aedes aegypti (yellow fever mosquito) is the source of this 713-nucleotide messenger RNA. It is a transcript of the gene Cypl, whose product is annotated as peptidyl-prolyl cis-trans isomerase-like 1. NCBI's taxonomy places the organism in Eukaryota, Metazoa, Arthropoda, Insecta, Diptera, Culicidae. Gene Ontology annotation, molecular function: peptidyl-prolyl cis-trans isomerase activity. Gene Ontology annotation, biological process: protein peptidyl-prolyl isomerization; protein folding. Bases 155 to 685 code for a protein of 176 amino acids. Gene Ontology annotation, cellular component: catalytic step 2 spliceosome. The transcript is spliced from 2 exons. The record is from RefSeq and is a predicted model, not a curated record.
AAAAAAACAUAUGAUUCGAAACGUCUCAUAAAAUGGCUUUAUAAACGAACUGGUGCUUGUCAAACAUCAGAUUGUUUUGCUUUUCUUUCUCCCCGCACUCUUUCACUUAUUUCCAACAACAUAAAUUCAAAAAUCUUUUCAGUUUUUAUAAAAAAUGCUUGCUUUACAACCCGGUACGGCGACAGCCGGCAUUCCAGAUAAGUUAUGGCAGCCACAUUUUGUCACAUUUGAAACAACCAUGGGCGAAAUAUCCAUUGAACUGUACUGGAAACAUGCACCCAAUACCUGCCGAAACUUUGCUGAGCUAGCCCGCCGGGGAUAUUACAAUGGAACGAUAUUCCACCGCAUCAUCCGGGACUUUAUGAUUCAGGGAGGUGAUCCAACUGGUACCGGGCGCGGGGGACAAUCGAUCUAUGGGCCAACGUUUGCUGACGAAAUCAACGCCGACCUGAAACAUAGCGGUGCCGGAGUGGUUUCGAUGGCCAAUUCGGGACCGGACACCAAUGGGUCGCAGUUUUUCAUUACCUUGGCGCCAACCCAGUGGCUCGAUGGGAAGCACACCAUUUUUGGGCGGAUCCAUACGGGUAUGCAAGCAAUCAAACGGAUAGGCCAGGUUGAAACGGACAAGAAUGACCGACCGGUAGAGCAGGUGAAAAUUCUGAAAGGGAAGGUUGAAAAGUAUUGAUUUGUUUAAUAUAUGAGGGCACUUCCAA